Molecule: messenger RNA, 3164 nt
Organism: Humulus lupulus (European hop)
Lineage: Eukaryota; Viridiplantae; Streptophyta; Magnoliopsida; Rosales; Cannabaceae
Product: K(+) efflux antiporter 3, chloroplastic
Exons: 19
Coding region: 330-2741 (803 amino acids)
Biological process (GO): proton transmembrane transport; potassium ion transport
Cellular component (GO): membrane; chloroplast
Molecular function (GO): antiporter activity
Source: RefSeq, a predicted model, not a curated record
CUCCAUUUUCCUCCACAAAGCACAAAAUUCCACUCUUCACUUUCAGACAAUCUCUCUCUCUCUCUGUUUCUCUCUCUAAAGUUCUAAACAUCCAGAGAUUAAACGUGUUCAGUUGUACUCCUCACCUUUGUUACUUGUUGUAAUCGUUAUACUAUUUUUUUAUUAUAGCUUAACCAAUAUUUGAUUAAAGUUCCCAAGAACAUUGGGGGAAGGAAGAACGUAUCUGAAUUCCAAAAGGGUCAAACUCAAAAACCCUUCAUUUUCUAGUGAUUAUCUGCAAAACCCAUUUCUUAUAAUUGCAAGACAGAGAAUGCUUUUCGGUUUCUUUGAUGGGUUGUUCUUGUGUCAUCACUCAUCAUAGCAUUAUGUUGGGUUCUACUUCUACAACAUAUUUCAAAGCCUCUAAGGGAUGUGAGGUUACCAAGAAACAUCGCCCCUUGGGGGCCUGCUCCCAUGAUGCUUCACAAUUAAGUGGACAUCGGUUGAAUGUUAUAUGUUCUAGUAAUCCGCAAAGCCGUUUGUUAUCAUUUUCCAUCAAUUAUAAGACAAGUUAUAGCGCUAAUGUUUCCAGAAACUUCUUUGAGCGACCUCCUUUGCGAUCCUCUUGGUUAUGUGAUCAAGGAGGAUUAUAUGUAGCAAACAAAAGAUCAGCCCAUAGAGCAAGAUCACGUAUUUAUGCAACUAUUGAUGUUGCCACUGCUGUUGACGUCAUUAAUGAUCUAGGAUUGGAUACUUUGACAUUUUUAGCUGUGACUGUCAUUGUUGUUCCUGCAUUCAAGAUCAUUAAAGCUAGCCCUAUUCUUGGUUUUUUCUUUGCUGGUGUUGUACUCAAUCAGUUUGGCUUGAUUAGAAAUCUAACAGAUGUCAAAGUUCUGUCUGAAUGGGGAAUUCUUUUCUUGCUAUUUGAAAUGGGUUUGGAGCUUUCAUUUGCACGUCUAAAAGCUCUUGCAAAAUUUGCCUUUGGUUUGGGAUUGACUCAGGUCAUCUUGUCUACACUUGCUUUCACGGCGUUUGAACUUCCUCCUAACAAUGCUAUUGGAACAAGAAUCCUGGAGUUCCUUUUCCACUCAAGGUCUGAUUUGGUCAAUAUAAGAAGUGUUGAUGAGGCUAUUGUGAUUGGUGCUGCUCUUUCUCUGUCUUCAUCAGCUUUUGUUCUGCAGUUACUUGCAGAGAAAGGUGAGCUUCCAACGAGAUUCGGCUCAGCAACUCUUGGAAUACUACUAUUACAGGAUAUAGCAGUUGUUCCUCUCUUGGUCAUACUUCCGGUGCUAGAGAGCCAGAACCUGGUAGGGGAAAGUGUUUUGCCAAUGCUUAUUAAAGAAAGUUUAAAGGCUUUAGGUGGAUUGGGUCUGAUUUCUUUUGGAGGAAAAUUCAUUCUUAGGCGAGUUUUUGAGGUUGUUGCAGAAGCAAGGAGCACUGAGGCUUUUGUUGCUCUCUGCUUAUUGACAGUUGCUGGGACAUCACUUCUAACGCAGAAGUUGGGUUUCAGUGACACGCUUGGUGCAUUUUUGGCUGGAGCAUUAUUAGCAGAAACAAAUUUCCGAACACAGAUUGAAGCUGAUAUAAGACCAUUUAGAGGCUUACUCCUUGGAUUAUUUUUUGUAACUACGGGAACUUCCAUUGACAUGCAGCUUCUCUUCCGAGAGUGGCCAAAUGUACUUUCACUCCUUGCAGGUUUGAUUGUCAUCAAGACGCUGAUCAUAACAGCAAUUGGUCCUCGUGUUGGACUCACUCUACAAGAAAGUGUAAGAAUUGGAUUGCUUCUAUCUCAAGGAGGUGAAUUUGGAUUCGUCGUUUUUUCUCUUGCAAACAGUCUUGGUGUGUUGCCGCUUGAGCUCAAUAAGUUGCUCAUAAUUGUUGUUGUCUUGUCAAUGGCAUUAACUCCUGCACUUAAUGAAGCUGGAAGAAGGGCUGCUAAAAUCAUUGAUGAAAAGUUCAGUACAGAGGAUGAAGCUGCUGAAAUGGUGAACUUUGAGGCUAGUGAACCUAUUGUUAUCCUUGGAUUUGGACAAAUGGGUCAGGUCCUUGCCAAUUUAUUAUCCACUCCACUGGCUGCAGGCAUAGAUAGUGAUUCUCUCGGAUGUCCAUAUGUAGCUUUUGAUCUAGAUCCUUCGGUAGUGAAGACAUCUAGGAAACUUGGUUUUCCAACUCUUUACGGGGAUGGAUCAAGGCCAUCAGUUUUGCAGUCGGCUGGAAUCUCUUCUCCGAAAGCUGUCAUGGUCAUGUACACAGGGAAGGCAAAGACAAUUGAGGCUGUCCAACGGCUUCGAGUUGCUUUUCCGGGAAUUCCCAUUUAUGCCAGAGCCCAGGACCUCGGACACCUUUUAGACCUGAAAAAAUCAGGAGCAACAGAUGCCAUUCUGGAAAAUGCAGAGACAAGUUUGCAGCUAGGAUCAAAGCUUUUGAAAGGACUCGGUGUCAUGUCUGAUGAUGUGAGCUUUCUUAGUCAGCUUGUUCGCGACUCAAUGGAACUACAAGCACAAGAUACACUCAACAAAAGUGAUGAACAGGAAACUGAAAUUAUGAAGCCAUUACAGGUGAGAGUUGCUGAUUUUACUGGUUCUCCGGGCUCGAUUGCAUCAACUUCAUCUGAAGGGAAUUUAUCAAGGGAAAACCAGACAAAUGGGACAUCAGAAUUAGAUGGUGUUUUAUAUUGUAAUCUAGAUAAAGGAAAUGGUGUUCCAAAAAUAUCUAGUGUUGAUGAGGGAAAUAAAGAUAAAAUCAUGAUAGAAGAGCCAUAAACCCUUUACAUACAGAAUAUGGAGGAAUAGUAAUUAAGGAGGGAAAAAAAGGAAACCUUUACAGUUUCAAUUGACCAUAAUUAUUUUUGCAGCCUAACAAUGUGGAUAGGAUCCCACUAAACCUUGUGAAAAGGAAGAUGAGCUUUACCUGAAAAGAUAAAAAGCAUUAAAGGGAUGCCUAGGCUGGAUUAUUUAACAGCAAAGAAACCCUAGUUAUAAUCAAUCAUAAUAUCCUCAUAGUGUAACUUUAUUCAUCAUUUUUACCUUAUUUUCUUUGCAUAGUGAUCCUCUGUAUAUUCCAUUUUUAAAGCCCUAUUGUUGGGGCUUUGUAACAUUGUAAUGCUGAAGCAAAAACUUGGUCUGUUUCGAAUGACAUUCAAUUAAUUGAACAAGUCAAAAUAAAAUUGAUGAAGGUUCAAUCUA